Theobroma cacao (cacao) is the source of this 2833-nucleotide messenger RNA. RefSeq names its product Subtilase family protein. Gene Ontology annotation, biological process: proteolysis. The record is from RefSeq and is a predicted model, not a curated record. Lineage: Eukaryota; Viridiplantae; Streptophyta; Magnoliopsida; Malvales; Malvaceae. Gene Ontology annotation, molecular function: serine-type endopeptidase activity.
AAAAAAGCCCCACCGUCACUGUACUCUCUUUCUCUUUCAAUUAUGCACUUCCUUUGCCUGGUGAGCCAGUUCAAUGCAUCCCCCCCAGCUGCCACACAGUUGAAAUCUCUCCUUUUUAUUGUAAGUUUUAUUCCACACUCACUCCCUCAUUUCCAUUAACGCACUCUCCCCAAAGCUCCAUCCCCCCCCCACCCCCCAAUGGGUUUCUUUCCUUUCUUCUUUCUUUCUUUAUUAUCUUUAGCUUCUUCAGCUUCUAGGGUGGAUCAGAAGACCUUUAUCGUUAGAGUCCAACACGAUGUCAAGCCUUCCAUUUUCACCACUCACAAGCACUGGUAUGAGUCUUCCCUUUCCUCCGUUCUCUCCCCUUCAACUCCCACCCAAGUUCUUCACGUAUACGACAACGUUUUCCACGGCUUCUCAGCCAAGCUUUCCCCAACCGAAGCCCUCAAGCUCCAAACUCUUCCCCAUAUCAUCGCUGUUAUCCCUGAGCAAGUCCGGCACGUGCAAACCACGCGCUCUCCUCUCUUUUUGGGCCUCAAAACCACCGACAGCGCCGGCCUCUUGAAAGAAUCCGACUUUGGGUCCGAUCUUGUUAUCGGAGUAAUCGACACGGGUAUUUGGCCCGAGCGCCAAAGCUUCAACGACCGUGACUUGGGGCCUAUUCCUUCUAAAUGGAAAGGCCAAUGUGUUAGGACAAAAGAUUUCGGUUCUAGUUCUUGUAAUAAAAAGCUGAUAGGGGCAAAGUUUUUCUGCAACGGUUACGAAGCAACUAAUGGGAAAAUGAACGAAACCUCGGAGUUUCGUUCCCCACGAGAUUCGGAUGGCCAUGGGACCCACACGGCUUCUAUUGCUGCUGGAAGGUAUGUCUUCCCAGCUUCUACUUUAGGUUAUGCUAAAGGAGUAGCUGCUGGGAUGGCACCGAAAGCUCGACUUGCUGCUUAUAAAGUUUGCUGGAAUGCUGGUUGUUAUGACUCUGAUAUUCUAGCUGCCUUUGAUGCCGCUGUAGCUGACGGGGUUGAUGUCAUUUCGUUGAGUGUUGGUGGUGUUGUGGUGCCUUAUUAUCUCGAUGCCAUUGCGAUUGGUGCUUUCGGUGCUGCUGAUAAAGGGAUUUUUGUGUCGGCUUCGGCUGGGAAUGGGGGUCCUGGCGGAUUGAGUGUUACUAAUGUGGCUCCCUGGGUGGCUACUGUUGGUGCCGGGACGAUUGAUAGGGAUUUUCCAGCUGAUGUUAAGCUUGGAAACGGUAAAGUUGUGCCUGGAGUCAGUGUUUAUAAUGGGCCGGGUUUGUCUCCGGGUCGGAUGUACCCGUUGGUUUAUGCUGGGACUGGUGGUGGUGAUGGGUAUUCUUCUUCUUUGUGUAUGGAAGGUUCAUUGGAUCCUGACUUUGUGAAAGGCAAAAUUGUUUUGUGUGAUAGAGGAAUUAAUUCCAGGGCUGCUAAAGGGGAAGUUGUGAAAAAGGCUGGAGGGAUUGGAAUGAUUUUGGCUAAUGGGGUUUUUGAUGGGGAAGGGUUGGUUGCUGAUUGCCAUGUGUUGCCAGCUACUGCUGUUGGUGCGGCAAACGGGGAUGAGAUUAGGAGGUACAUUGAUUCUGCAUCUAAAUCCAAGUCACCAGCUACCGCUACUAUUGUUUUUAAAGGAACUCGCUUAGGGGUCCGGCCAGCUCCUGUUGUGGCUUCGUUUUCAGCUCGAGGGCCUAAUCCGGAGACUCCGGAGAUUUUGAAGCCUGACGUGAUUGCUCCUGGAUUGAACAUUCUUGCUGCCUGGCCUGAUAAAGUUGGGCCGUCUGGUGUUGCAUCAGAUAAGCGGAGGACAGAGUUUAAUAUUCUUUCAGGCACUUCAAUGGCUUGUCCUCAUGUUUCUGGAUUGGCUGCUUUGUUGAAGGCAGCUCAUUCUGAAUGGAGCCCUGCAGCCAUAAAGUCUGCCCUGAUGACCACUGCUUAUACAGUCGACAAUCGAGGGGAAACUAUGCUUGAUGAAUCCAGUGGGAAUACUUCUACUGUGUUGGAUUUUGGAUCUGGUCAUGUUCACCCCACAAAGGCUAUGGAUCCUGGGCUGGUUUAUGAUAUAACCUCGAUGGAUUAUGUGGAUUUCUUGUGCAAUUCGAAUUAUACAAUUAACAAUAUACAAGUGAUUACGAGGAGGAAUGCAGAUUGCAGUGGGGCAAAAAGGGCUGGCCAUAUUGGGAAUCUGAAUUACCCAUCAUUUUCUGCUGUUUUUCAACAGUAUGGCAAGCAUAAGAUGUCUACGCAUUUCCUUAGGCAAGUGACCAAUGUUGGGGACCCAAAUUCAGUGUAUAAAGUUACAGUUAGACCACCUAGUGGGACACUGGUGACAGUAGAGCCAGAGCAGCUUGUAUUUAGGAGGGUAGGGCAGAAAUUGAAUUUUCUCGUAAGAGUGCAGGCCAUGGCAGUCAAGCUCUCUCCUGGGAGCACUAACAUGAAAAGUGGUUCAAUCGUGUGGUCUGAUGGGAAGCACAAUGUCACAAGUCCCUUAAUUGUGACAAUGCAGCAACCACUGUAGCUUGUCUGUAUGUUAGGCAUUUCGGGGUUUUAGGAAUUUUGGUCUCCUUAUUAUAUAGGGUUUAUAAAAAUUAUCUCUAUAUGUGUAACGAGAUUGUGCUUGCGUUUUCUAUAUCAGAAAGCGGUGGAGUUGGCUUUAUAAUGCAAGGUGAAGUUAUAAUCUGCGCAGGCUACAGGGAAAAGUGCAGGUCUAGUGUAUCUUUACUACCGUAAGAUUAAGAAGCAAGAAUGUUUUUGUAGAAAUUAUGUGUGUUGAGAAGAUGCCAAGGAUAAUGAAAAAAGUUCCCUCUUUUUUCAUAUUACUUAAACACUUGUCU